UUCAAAAGGAAAACAUGGAAUCUAGCGAUAUAUUUAACUGUGCUGUCAGAGUGAAGAAAGAGCCUUAUGACGAACCCUUUAAAAAUGAUUACCAUACAAUUUACGAGGUGCCUGAUGUUAAAAAUCUUCGAUUCUCCAGAGAAUAUUCAACGCUUCAAGAAUGCAAGAAAAAUCAUGAAAAUGAACUUGACGAAAUAAAAAUUGAAUUAGAAUUUCAAGACGUGAAGCCCAUCUGGAAUUUAUCAAUUGUUAAGAAAACUAAUGAUUUCUCUCAAAAUCAUUUGCAGCAUAUGAAGUACAGUGACGAUUUUAAAUCUCAACACAUAAUUAAAAUGAAAACUGAAGGUGAAAUGAAAAAAGAAAUCCAUUUGAAUGACGAUCAUGAACUUGGCGAAAAAAAUAAAAAGAGAAGGGAUACAAAAAAGUCUAACUCUAUCAAUAGUCUUAAAACUCAUAUCGAUACAGUGCAUAGUGGAACCCCCCACGCAUGCAAUAUAUGUAAAAAGAAAUUUAAAAGUAAAAGUUAUCUCAGGACCCACAUCGAUUCUAUGCAUAAUGGUAUCAAACAUACAUGUGAUAGAUGUGAAAAGUCUUUUUCACGAAAAUUUGUUCUCCAAAGGCAUAUCGAAUCGUUUCAUAAUGGUAUCACUUACGCAUGCGAUAUGUGCAGAAAUAAAUUUACAACAAAAAGUAGUCUUAAGAUCCACGUGGAUUCGUUGCAUAAUGGUAAGAAACAUUCAUGUGAUAAAUGCGGAAUGAAAUUCACACAAAAGACUAAUCUCAAAACCCACAUCAACGCGAUGCAUAAUGGUAUCACCCACGCAUGCAGUACAUGUGAGAAGACAUUCACACAGAAGAAGCAUCUCAAAAACCACAUAGAUGUGGCACAUAUCGGUGUUAAAUAUAAAUGCGGAACAUGUGGAAAGAAAUUUUUACGAAACGAUAGGCUAAAAAUUCAUAUCGAUGCGAUUCAUAAUGGUGUCACUUAUGAAUGUGAUAUAUGUGAAAAAAAAUAUCAACAUCGAUCUGAUCUCAAGAAACAUGUCGAAUCGUCUCAUAAUGGUGUCACUCAUGAAUGUGAAACUUGCGGAAAGACUUUCAGACAUAAAAAAAGUCUCAAAGCUCACAUUUAUACGGCGCAUCGCUAACGCAUCAUUACUUAAUCAAAAUUUAUAAAAUGUAUGUCCUAAUGUGCCAAAAAUCGCGAUUUAUGAUCUAACGUAGUGGUAAAAAAAACUGAUCUAAAUUAAUUUGCUGCAAUAUUUUGAAUUCUUAUAUUAUAUUAUCUUAAUUUUUUGUACAAGGGUGUUCGCUAAAAUAGCGGGUGAGGUGUUCGACACGUCCACGUGACAAUACGUAGAAACAACGUCCAAAUUCGAAAAAAUGAAAACAUUUUGUAAAAAAACCAUACUGCUUAUUUUGUAUUGAUCUAAAUAUAAAAUAAAAAUGUGUGCUUUUUGUGUUAUAUACAUAAGAAUUGUGAAUGUACAUUGAUUUAGCGCGCUUCGUAAUUUGCGUUGAUCUAUAAACUCCAGCCUCAUUAGCUUGCUUUAUCAUAUAUUAUGCUUGCGAGUACUCCACAAUUCUAUGACUAAUCAUAACUCGAAUAAAACAGCUUCGCAUAAUUUUUUUCAACACACACAAGAAGAGAAUAACCAUGA
Molecule: messenger RNA, 1661 nt
Organism: Trichogramma pretiosum
Lineage: Eukaryota; Metazoa; Arthropoda; Insecta; Hymenoptera; Trichogrammatidae
Product: zinc finger protein 184-like
Exons: 3
Coding region: 15-1148 (377 amino acids)
Biological process (GO): regulation of transcription by RNA polymerase II
Cellular component (GO): nucleus
Molecular function (GO): RNA polymerase II transcription regulatory region sequence-specific DNA binding; DNA-binding transcription factor activity, RNA polymerase II-specific
Source: RefSeq, a predicted model, not a curated record